CGCGUAGUGGGCGGGGUCUAAAUGGAUCGGUCUAUUAACUCGCAGGUUUCGAUGUAAUUAUUCAAUAAAAUAAAGGAGGAAAAUGAUAAUGUAGAAAUCAGUUUUGGCGAAAAUCCUUGGGAGUGUUCCUCGCUAAAUCAAACUGAAGUCAAUGACUGAAUUGCUUCUACUUUUUAACCACAAUUCAGUUUUCCGAAAUUUCCAAAACACAGUUUUUCUUUUGGAGAGUCGACAAGUCAGAUCCGAGACUAUGAAGACUCUGUUCUUGCUGGUGGUUUUGGGUGUGGCGUCCUCAUCCAACGGACAAUUUGAGAUACCUGAGCCUGAGGAGGAAUGGGCAGGUCCUGUGCCACCAUGUCAGUUAGAAGUCAAUGCGGCCGAACCUUGGGAUGUCCUGCCUGACUGCGAUGAGUCUGGCUUCCACGUCCCCAAGCAGUGCAACGCUGACCGCACCUUGUGUUGGUGCGUGUCUCGCUGCGGUGACCCGUUCAUGGAAACCAAAGGCGGACCGGAUAUCGUCUGUGAGCCGGAUGACCCUCCCUGUACAAAGGAAUUGGCAAGCGCCACCGGCACCGGGAUGAGGUUCGGUAAAUUUAAGCCCCGUUGCCACGCCAACGGAUUCUACCAUCACACGCAGUGUAGGGGGUCCGUUUGUUGGUGCACGGACCGCUGUGGUAACCAGAUUCCAUCGUCCAAACACAGCAUCGGGACAAGGGGAGUUUGCGAAUGCCCAAAUGACGACUACGCCUGGAAGUGUACUACCAACCCAUGUGACCUGGAGACUACUAGAUGCCCUGCCCACCCCGACGCCGUUUGCAAGCCCUCUAUGUGCGGAGGAUGCGUCGCCAAGUUUUAUGUUGAAGAUAAGGAAGUCGAGUGUGCAUUGCCAGAUCCAGAGACGUUGCAGUCCCAAUGCACUGACUACAACGGCAAUAAACACGAACCCGACGAACGAUGGAAAAUGGACAAAUGCACGCAAUGCGAGUGCAUGGAUGGGGAAGCGGUCUGCAUGUCGCCCUCGUGUGCCGGUCCGCCGAUGCGCUGGGAAUACUGCUUGGUCAAGCCCGGGAUGGAGGACGUCUGCUGCCCAGACUUCGACUGCAUAGGUUGCCUGGACUCUGAUGGAAGGACCCAUUAUGAUGUAGGGGAGACAUGGAGCGAGGGUGGUCCCAGCAGCUGCAAUCUCUGCACGUGUAACGACAACAACAAUGUGUCCUGCGUCAGGGAGCUCUGUCCCGGCGUCAAUCGCUACAUCCCCCCUCUCUGCCGAUGGGUCAUUCGGACCGGGGAGUGCUGUCCGAGGGACGAUAGCCAAAACGGCAUUGUUUGCGACGAACCCAUCUCUGCCUGCGAACCGGGCAGUGUCGUGAUGCAAGACUGCCCCUCGGAUCUCUGCCUAACAGCGACCUGCGACGGACACCCCGACGCUACGUGUAAAAUCAGCCACUGCGGGACGUGCCACACCGUCUUCUACGACGGCGACGGCGCGAAGGUGGCAUGUCAAAAUGAGGCUGUAGUCAUGGAGGCAUUGUGCUCUGGAUCAAUGACCACCUGUAUCGUGUCCCCAUGUGACGCCGGGGCAGUCUGCCGUGAUUACCCCGAAGCAGCCUGUCACGUUGAACUCUGCAAUCAGUGCGACCCGUUGUUUUUCAACGAGAGAAACGAGCCGUUGGUUUGUGGCGAGAUCAGAGAGAUGUGCGAUGAGACUCACGCUGUCGGCGACCAUUGGGAAGAAACCUGUAUGACCUGCGAGUGCCAUCAGAGCGCCCUCAUUGCCUGUAUACCGCACGAGUGUGGCCUGGCCCCGCCCCUUCCCGUCCGAUGCCGCUGGGCUAAGCGAACCCCCGACGAGUGCUGCCCGUCAAAAAUGGUCUGCGAAGAACCGCUAUCUGACUGUCCGUUCAGUGCAUCGGUCGCGUCGUCCUGCCCGGACGACCUCUGCGACACGACCUGUGAAGGUCACCCCAACGCGACCUGUCUCAUCAGCAGAUGUGGCGGCUGCUCUGCCAAAUUCUUCGAUCAGAACAACCAAACGGUGCAAUGCGAGGGUGGAACACUGCAAGUGGAGCCCAAGUGCCCCACUGACGUCCCCGUGUUGACGUGUUUCGCGUCGCCGUGUGACGUCAAGACAUGCGAUCAUUACCGGUUCCCCGACGCAGUCUGCCACGUUGACUACUGCCAACCCUGCACGGCCGUCUUCCAUUGCCCUUGCAACAAUCUGCUGGAUUGCGAGGAGAAAGGCAAGAAGGAUACUAUCGAAUGCAAGGAUUCCUCCAAUAACAAACACGACCUGGGCGAGACGUGGCUGGAAGGCUGCAACGAGUGUACGUGCGAAGAGACGGGUAUCCCAACAUGCCGAGCUAAGACGUGCGACGCCGCUCUUAACCUAGCCACCUGCGAAGGGGGUCACCGCGUGGGUGAAAUUUGGGAAGGCUCCUGCAUGACCUGUGAGUGCUCCCCCUCUCUGACCCCCGUCUGUAUACCCCAUGAGUGUGGCCGGGCCCCGCCCAUCCCCGACCGAUGCUACUUGGCCAAGCAGACUCCUGACGAAUGCUGCCCUAGCAAGGUCGUCUGUGAAGAAGCUCUUUCGCUCUGUCGCGAGGGUACCGCGGUGGCGCCAUCUUGCCCGGACGACCUCUGCGACGCGACCUGCGAAGGUCACCCAGACGCCACCUGUCUCAUCAGCAGAUGUGGCGGCUGCGAAGCGAGAUACUUCGACGAGAGUGGACAACGGGUCCCCUGCGGGCAAGGGCUAAUUGUAUCCCAGCCAGUCUGCCCGGAGGACACGCCCCCGGUAACGUGCCUCAUUGUGUUCUGUGAACUCCACCCGUGUGUGAAUUACCCGGAUGCCGUGUGUCACAUCGACUACUGCCGGCCGUGCGAAAUAGUCUACUACGAUGAACUCAACCAGAAGAUCGACUGCUCAGUCGAAACUAAGGUGGACGAAAUCGAGUGUAAGGAUUCCUCCAAUAACAAACAUGACGAGGGCGAGACUUGGAUGGAGGGAUGCAACGAGUGUACGUGUGAAGCGACGGGUAUCCCAUCAUGCCGAGCAAAGACAUGCGACACCGCCACCUGCGAAGGCGGUCAGCGCGUGGGUGAAAUGUGGGAGGAAUCCUGUAUGACCUGUGAGUGCGCCCCCUCUCUGACCCCCGUCUGUAUAGCCCAUGAGUGUGGCUUGGCCCCGCCCAUCCCCGACCGAUGCCACUUGGCCAAGCAGACUCCUGACGAAUGCUGCCCUAGCAAGGUCGUCUGUGAAGAAGCUCUUUCGCUCUGUCGCGAGGGUACCGCGGUGGCGCCAUCUUGCCCGGACGACCUCUGCGACGCGACCUGCGAAGGUCACCCCGACGCCACCUGUCUCAUCAGCAGAUGUGGCGGCUGCGAAGCGAGAUACUUCGACGAGAGCGGACAACGGGUCCCCUGCGGGCAAGGGCUAAUCGUGAUCCAGCCAGUCUGCCCGGAGGACACGCCCCCGGUAACGUGCCUCAUUGUGUUCUGUGAACAAUCCCCGUGUGAGAAUUACCCGGACGCCGUCUGUCACAUUGACUACUGCCGGCCGUGCGAAAUUGUUUACUACGAUGAACUCAACCAGAAGAUCGACUGCUCAGUCCAAACUAAGGUGGACGAAAUCGAGUGUAAAGAUUCCUCCAAUAACAAACAUGACGAGGGCGAGACUUGGAUGGAGGGAUGCAACGAGUGUACGUGUGAAGCGACGGGUAUCCCAGUGUGCCGAGCAAAAACAUGUGACACUGCCACCUGCGAAGGCGGUCACCGCGUGGGUGAAAUGUGGGAGGGAUCCUGCAUGACCUGUGAGUGCUCCCCCUCUCUGACCCCCGUCUGUAUACCCCAUGAGUGUGGCUUGGCCCCGCCCAUCCCCGACCGAUGCCACUUGGCCAAGCAGACUCCUGAUGAAUGCUGCCCUAGCAAGGUCGUCUGUGAAGAAGCUCUUUCGCUCUGUCGCGAGGGUACCGCGGUGGCGCCAUCUUGCCCGGACGACCUCUGCGACGCGACCUGCGAAGGUCACCCAGACGCCACCUGUCUCAUCAGCAGAUGUGGCGGCUGCGAAGCGAGAUACUUCGACGAGAGCGGACAACGGGUCCGCUGCGGGCAAGGGCUAAUCGUAUCCCAGCCAGUCUGCCCGGAGGACACGCCCCCGGUAACGUGCCUCAUUGUGUUCUGUGAACAAUCCCCGUGUGAGAAUUACCCGGAUGCCGUCUGUCACAUUGACUACUGCCAGCCGUGCAAAAUAGUUUACUACGAUGAACUCAACCAGAAGAUCGACUGCUCAGUUGAAACUAAACUGGACAAAAUUGAGUGUAAGGAUUCCUCCAAUAACAAACAUGACGAGGGCGAGACCUGGAUGGAAGGAUGCAACGAGUGUACGUGUGAAGCGACGGGUAUCCCAGCAUGCCGAGCAAAAACAUGUGACACUGAUCCAAUGCCACAGUGCAACCCCGAUGAGUACCAGGAAAGCCCGCGAGGUGUCCAGACUCUCCACCGCUGCCUGAAGAACGGCCAGUUCUCCCCCAAGCAGUGCGACACCUCCGGUCACUGCUGGUGCGCCAAUCCGGACGGUUCUGUUGCGACCGAGCAAUUUGAUGUGCCAACAGGGAAAGAGUUGGUCUGUGUUUCAGAGCCGCCCUGCCACAGAGAGCUCCUGAACAACAAACACAAGACCGAGAGGGGAGAGGUCGUGACCUCUGACCCCGUCUGCAGCUCCACGGGAUGGUACGAGCCGGCCCAGUGCAGUCCCGCGACCGGCGAAUGCUGGUGCAGCGAGAGAGACGGAACGGUGGUGAUCGGUUCCAUCAGACGGCAAGGAGAACCACUGGAUUGCAAUGCACAAUGUCUCGGUGAUGCAAGUAACAUUGUUGCCAGCAUAGUUUGCUCCAAGCAGUACAACGGUUGCCCUAGCGACGCGUUCUGUCACAUUCCGCCCAAUCACACCAAGGGCAAAUGUUGCUACCUACCGUCAAGAGCCAUGCCUUGAUUGCUUGUAGACAGAUUCUGAGCAGACUUCGACAACGUUUUUGUUUCCAAUUAUAUGGACAAGUAACUGUAAUACACAAAAAUCUUAACCUUAAAUCUACUUUCUUUGAUGUUCGUUUGAGUGUUGAUGUGAUCAUUAAUGUGCCUAAAUUUGUAGUUGUAAACAUGUAGGGUAAUUCCAAAUGGUAGAUCUAGCAUUGCACAAACCAGAGGACUGACUUUUGAAGUUCAGCGUAGAAGUACUUUAAAUUUUUUGUACAUGUAUGUAAACCCAAAGUGGCUAUGUACAUGUACUACUACUUAACAAUUUUUUAUGAAAGAAAAAUAGAUAUGAGAUUGAAGUGUGCUUAUUUACUGCAUAAAUAACUUUUCCAUUCUGCGAUUCUUUGAUUAAAAGCAAUGUCCACAAAAUUUAAAAUAUCAUGAAAUAUCCUACUUGAUUGUAAGUAAAUAAUAGGAUCAAGCAUCCUGUCAAAUCGCUGCGCCUGGAAUGCUGUCAUUUUCAAGAUACAGGAAUUAUCGUCAUUUUCUCUUAACCAGUUCAUGCUGGGAUUAUUGCGACAAGAACGGAACCAGGCGUGGGAUUAUUUUUCACUUCACCCCAAGCCAGGCGGGUUGAAGCCAUCACCCUCGGGCAGCACCCUCAUAUUUCCGGCCUCGCUCGCUGUGAGCGGAUCACUGACAGAUAUUUCUGGCCUCGCUCCCUGCGUGUUUCAUUUGUCAUCCGUUUCAAAUACCACAAAACUUUGGCGUGUGAACAUGGCCUCAGGCGCGAACUGGUCAAUGGUCAUGACCAAACCAUCGCAGGGGGAAAAUAAACUGAUCGAAUUCGUGAAUGAGAAUUAUUUUCCUGGGUGACAAAUUGGUAUCAUACCGCAUGAGGGCGCAAGUAAAAAUGUAUUAAUGAACAUUUUGGAAGAAAGAGCUUUCAACGGAAACCCUGCUUUGAAUCAAGAAAAAAACAAAGUGUUUUUACACUUUUUUCACAAUUUUCCACCGAGCUGAAAUUUUGAUUGUUUACUUCUUAAUAACCUGCUUCAGAUUUUUUGUAAUGUUCCUCGAAGUGGCAAAAAUAUGUAUUUUUGUUUAGCAAAUGGUGCCCAUUACCUUUUAGUUAGUUGUUUGUCGUAUUUUAUUGUGGUAUAUUAAAAGAUUAGAUUAAGAGUUACAUUAGAUUGAGUUACAUUAGAUUUAAUGAAGAAAAGUGCUUGCAACAGUAAAACAAGAUUUCAGCCAACUGCAAACAGAAAGAAAAUUGAAGAAUCACACAGGUUUUUUUGAAAUGUGAAAUUCAUAUGUUUUCAAUCUCUUUUAUUUGGACGUUUUGUAACAAAAUUGUUUACUAUUUUGUUUGCUAAUAAAGGACGAGUUAUCAUGGACAACAAAUGUGUCAUUUUGUGUCAUUUUAAAGCUACGCAGAAACAUUGCAAUUACCGGAAAAGUCUCAAAGUGAAGAUGGGACUGUUAUGAAAUACCCUGUGAAAUUAUUCUGCCUGAAAAGUUAUUGUUUGGAAGCAAAACUAUUAUUCAAGGCGUUUUUAAAAAAGUGUGCAUGUGGGCACACUUUAAUAAACAUUUUUUGACACUGCGUACAUUUUCUCCGUUUUGUCAAAAUGUCCACUGAGCUGAAACUUUAACACUUUAGGUGUUAUGCAACUUAAAAUCUUGAGCAAUUUUGUUGCUGCAAACAUAAAAACUGUGAGUAAUUGGCCAUUUUGUCAAACAUGCCAAAACAGCCUUUGUUUUUGCUAAGAUUUGUUUUUCCCUUUGUUUUCUUCUUCUUUUUGAAGUUCUUCUUUUUGAAGUUUGAAGUGACAUCACGAUGACGUCAUUACAUGACAUAUUACGUCAUUAAUUUUUCGAAGGCCUAUAUCAACAAAACUAUGUCCCGAUUGUGUUGUAACUUGGUAUGUACCUUCGUUAGGAUGUGUAAUACAUACAACUAUCGGUUUAUAAUUCGACUUGAACAUGCAUUAACGAAAUGCCGAAAAAGCCAAGUGUUUGUCCACAAACAUAAGUAAAUCUAGUUUACAAUGUAUCCAUAUUAGAUAAUACUAACUUGGGUGGACAGAAACUGUGAAUAAACGUGACUGAAAAGAUCACCUGGUAUAACAAUACAAAAGCUCUAUGACAUUAUUUGUUGUUUAAAAAGGGACAAAAGUCUGGCUGUGU
This is a messenger RNA of Patiria miniata (bat star), 7161 nucleotides long. RefSeq names its product zonadhesin-like. The transcript is spliced from 30 exons. The coding region runs from base 152 to 4990 and encodes 1612 amino acids. The record is from RefSeq and is a predicted model, not a curated record. NCBI's taxonomy places the organism in Eukaryota, Metazoa, Echinodermata, Asteroidea, Valvatida, Asterinidae. Gene Ontology annotation, molecular function: protein binding.